Microdochium trichocladiopsis is the source of this 269-nucleotide messenger RNA. RefSeq lists its product as uncharacterized. Bases 75 to 227 code for a protein of 50 amino acids. The transcript has a single exon. The record is from RefSeq and is a predicted model, not a curated record. NCBI's taxonomy places the organism in Eukaryota, Fungi, Ascomycota, Sordariomycetes, Xylariales, Microdochiaceae.
GGCUUCGCAAACUGACCUCGACCAUAUUUAAAGGAGUGUGAGUUUGGUUAUUGAUAACGAGCGAAUUGGUUUCCAUGCAUCAUCACCUGAAUAAUCCACCCGCAAAAGUAUCUGCAAUUAUACUAGUCAUUGUCGCCAACAAUCUUGCCUGCACCUUCUCUGUAGUGAUAAAGCCACGGAGUAGAGAUCUCUGGACGCUGCCGGCCGUUUUGAGUCCGAGAAUGUGAUGGAACUUAUCGAUAGUCGCUAUAGUGGUAAAUCAGAGCUAG